GUGCAACAUGCAAAUACUGGUACUGGUAAAGAAGGUAGACGAAUCUGGCGAGUGUGCCUCGCCAUGGCUUACACCGGCCGGGGCAGCUACUCGACCGCCAGCUCCGAGUCGACCUCUUCCAGCGGCGAGUCGAGAGUGCGAGCCGUCUGCCUCCACCGCAGGACCUCCGCAAAGCUGGGCUUCUCCAUUCGGGGUGGGAAGGAGCAUGGCACAGGAUUCUUCGUCACCGCCGUCGAGCCCAACUCGGAGGCCUUCAAGCAAGGGCUCUUGGUUGGUGAUCAGAUCAUCCGAAUAAAUGGUUUUCCUGUGGAAGAUGCUACCCACAAAGAAGUUCUGCAGCUCAUCCUCGGUCAAAACACAAUCAACUUUAAGGUCAAAUCUGUGGGGAUGAUACCUGUAAAAGAAAAUCCAGAGGAUGAAUUGUCUUGGCAGAUUGUGGAACCCAGCAUGACAAAUGGUCAUCAAACUGACAUCUUCAAGGGAGAUGUCUGCGAUGACAGUGUCAUAAUGCGGAGUGUAAAUGAUGUUAAAAUGGUGCUUAAGGUGCCGCCUCGAGCAAAACUUGGUUGCGGGAUCUGCAAAGGUCCCGAAUGGAAACCAGGUGUGUUCAUUCAGUUUACCAAAGAGAACAGCAUUGCCCGCCAGGCAGGCCUCAGGCCAGGGGAUCAAAUUCUUCAAUGUAAUAAUUUUGUAUUUACUCCAGAAACACCAUUUAAUGAGGCUGUAUCAGUCAUGAGGUGCAGUGGUGUCCUGGAGCUAAUUGUUAGAAAGGGUGCAGGCUUGGAGCUGUUUCCAGGAGAAUCUUCUGGUUACAACAGCUCAGCUAGUAGUGUUGCUGGGGAUAACCCUCCAAGGCUUGCUGUAUUACCGGAAGAGUGUAAUGGUGCUAGUGAUGCAGCGCCUAAUGGAAGUGACAGACGAUUAGACCAAGAAGUUUUGAAAAAUGGUCGAAUGGACUAUCCCAAUGGCUGUACAGUAAUUCAUGUUGGUGGUGAUGAGACUGAUAAUAAAAAGAUUGCAGAAAUAUGUAUGGUUUCCCAACAACUCGAGACGAAGACAACAACAGUCUUUGUGGAAGUUCACCAUAGCGAAGACGAUACAGUUUCAAAUACCCAGUCGGAAGCAAGCACUGAUAGACUGACCAACAGUUCAUCAGUAAGUUCCUUUACCAGUAGUGCCAGUAGCCUGAGUAGUGCAAUUAGUCAAGAACUUGAGAGGAGAUCUAAGCAAAGGUCGAUGGGGAAUGAAUCUCCUGCCAAAACAGUAAGGCAAACAGACAAACUAAUUAAAAAUGGCCUUGCUAAAGAAAAAGUUGAACAGCAUGAACAACUGAUGAUGGAAUUCAAAAAGGCUCACAGAAAGAUGUUUUCAUCAGAUUCUGACUCUACAAUUAACAAUGAGGAGAGAGAAGAAAAUAGACUAUCAGAGAAGAAUAAUCAUAAUGGAUUAUUGAAUGGAAAUGGAAGUACUCUUCAGAAUGGCACCAAGGAACCAGACAAAACUAAAAUUAAAAGGCAAACUGCACCACCACCUCCUCCACCAUUACCAGAUGAAAAUGCAUUGGAGAAGCAGAAGCCACCUUCCUCCAAGAAGCAUGCACCGCCACCUCCUCCACCAUCGCCACCAUAUUGCCCCACUCCUGAUUAUGAUACAGCCAGCCUUGCUUCAGUGGGAAAGAGACGGGCUGAUAUCGUUGAGAUGCAAAGCCUUGAAUCUUUCAAACUUACAAACCCAUCGACUGUGAAACCGAAGCCACCAAGCACAUACUUUGCUCGUGGUAUACCCGGAUCUGAAAACAGCAAUGGAUUUUCAUCAAAUUCUUCUGCCAGCACGAUUCCAUUAAAGGAAGGAUCAAAACCAAUUGUAACAAUUCGUGAAUAUCCAGGAGGAAGGGAGAGGAAAAACCCCUCAAAGUUUGACUUUUUGCAAAACUCACCUAAGGGAGCCACAAAUCAAGAUGAACCAAUCACAAGUCGUUUGCAAAAUGAAUUGUCUCAAACUCUUUCAAGGGCAACCACUCUAUCAAAAAAUAUCAAUGAGUGUACCUCAGAAUCCACCCACAGUCAUCAGAACGGUAAUGGCUCUGUUGGGACUGUUGUUACCAUUAACCUCUCACCUCAUCAGAAAUCAGAUUCAAACAAACCGUUUUAUUUGUUUCCAAAUGGAAACCCUUUAAAUGGUGUAGACAAUAAAAAGUUGUCCAGUUUAAUAACAUCUGCAGCUAGCAAGCACACAUUUGCAAAUGGCAAAACAAGUUCUAAUGGUUUAGACAACCCUCCAAAAAACUCGGUAACUUUUAAUUUUAAUAAUAAAACACAAGAAGUUAGAAAUGGCCAUACUCAGAAAAAUGGAAUUUUGAAAAAUGGCACUGGUAACGUUUCUCAAGUACAAAUUCAAUCUCAAAAUGGGAUUGACAAAUUUUCUCCUCAGAAGUCUAUUAAAUUUGGUGGCAUGUAAACCUUUAAUUUAAUUUAAUUUUUUUUUACUUUUUAUGUAAAAUUGUUUGUUAUUAUUUAAUGCUCAAUUUAUAUUAAUUUUCUUAGUGUUAUAUUGAAAAUCUAUGUGCCUUAUGAGUACUAUAUAUGACUGCUAUUGUGUCAAGUUAAGGAAUGCUAAACCAGGAUAAAGAAUGGAUUUGAAAAAUAAAUGUUAAAAAAAAAGUUGUGAUCUAUUCGAUAUAUUGAGACAUACCAAAAUUUUAUUCAUCAAUCUUUGAUUACAUUAUUUAAUGUUUUAUGUUAAAAGGGACUAGCCUGAGUUGUUUCAAAUGCUAAAUAUUCUAUUCCCUAAGACAUGUUACAACACAUAUGUAUAUCAUCUAAGCAAUUUAUUUUAAUGGCUUGAGAGAAUCUAACAUUACCUUAGAUUUAUGUUUUCUGUAAUAUAAAUAUUCUCAUGUUUUGUAAAUGUAUUUAAUUAUGUAUAUGUAUUAUAAAUAAGUUCUAGUCAAGCACUGAAAAGUUUAAUUGUGUUGUAGCUACCGUAAUAGAUAUGUAUAAUAUGUAUGAAGUAUAUAUAUGUAAAUUAACUGAAUAAAUGUCUUUAAUUAUA
Nezara viridula (southern green stink bug) is the source of this 3051-nucleotide messenger RNA. Lineage: Eukaryota; Metazoa; Arthropoda; Insecta; Hemiptera; Pentatomidae. The record is from the annotation of a GenBank genome assembly.